AUGAAGACAUCUUGGAGCUUUAGUUGCGGAGUUUUGCUCCUGUUUGCGAUUAUGUGCUCUGGCCAGAAUGUAACGAAAUCAAACAGCAGCCAGGAGAUCAUCAGAGUGAAGGUCUUGCCGCAGUCAACUCCUUCAGAUCCCUCAACUGGUUCCUCCAUAUCCACCACCGCCACACCCAAAACUCCCAAACCGAAAUCCAAUCCUACAGCCAAGUCCGCCAUACAGACUCACGAAAUCGAGGAGGAGGACGACAACUUCCACAACGAUCGCCUUCCCGCCUUAUCAGAGGAUGAGUACAACAAUCUGAGUGAGGACGCCAAUCCGCUGCACUUCCUCAAGCAACAGCCUCUGGAUCUUGAAAAUGAGGAGGUGCCGCCGAAACCUGAAAAAACAGAGAUGCCCCAGCAGAAACCUGAAUCUCAAACCGAGAGCAAGCCAGAUUCGCAAGUGAUGGCUCCACAAUCCGCCGGUUCACCCAUCUACAUAACCAUUCCCAUUUAUAUCAGCACGGGUGGUAAGCUGCCCAUUACUUUGACCAUUGGAGAUCAGGAUUUGUCAUUAAAAAGGGCAAGCGGAUCAGGAUCCAACAGGAAGAAUCCCUCUACCAAAUCACCGAACUCGUUCUUCAAUCGCUUGCUGCAGCAGAUUGAGUCGCCCAAGAGGCGAACCACCAAUCGCCAUCGCAGCCAGCUCAACAGUCACGUAUAUGCGAUGAAGGAGAUAGACAAUCAGGGGAACAAGGAUGGCAAGAAACUCAAGGUUUUGCUUCGUAGCCCAAUGCAAUAAAAAUGUUC
Drosophila mauritiana is the source of this 794-nucleotide messenger RNA. RefSeq lists its product as uncharacterized. NCBI's taxonomy places the organism in Eukaryota, Metazoa, Arthropoda, Insecta, Diptera, Drosophilidae. The transcript has 4 exons. The coding region runs from base 1 to 786 and encodes 261 amino acids. The record is from RefSeq and is a predicted model, not a curated record.